GGAAUGAGCCAAAAAAAGGAAGUCGACUUGGUAGUAAUUUGCUGAUUUCCUAUUAAUAAUUUUUUCGCCAUUUUCAGACUUUCACGUGUGAGCUCCCACUGGUGUGUUCCUAUCCCAGUUCGCUUUUAUCGAAAAGCGUUAUCGGAUGAAUAGUGUGGAGAUAUGAAUCGACUUUCGCACAAGCACAUAUUAUCCAUUACUUCAUAUAAUGAAAAUGCCUCUCUUUCUUUGUUAUUAUUAUUCUCAACAACUUAUCUUCACUUUGGAAAACCAUGAUUUUGAUACUUCUCCUUCCAAGUUGCUUUCAAAUGAUUUCUUCUGAAUAGUUCAAAUCAAUAUGCAAUAUGUUAUUGCAAAAUUUAGCCUUGAAAAAGGGCAAAGAAGCGGCUGGUCAUAACAUUCAAUCAUUGACAAAGCAUGGGAACUAUUUUGUCCAAAGUAGUGAUAGAAGACGUGCAUAUACCUCGAAUCAAUCUGCAGCCGAUAAAGUGAGGGAAGAAUUGGCAAAGGAAACUUGUGAAAAGCUCUCCAGUCAACACCAAGCCAAGAAGAAGGCCAAAGCUAUUGAUAGAGACUUCUUUCUAUCGGUUCUUGGUUCUUCCGCAACAAAACGCGAAGCUCGCUCUUACAUUCAAAACUUCAAACCUCUAAAUACUUCUCCCGCAAAGCCGAUAUCCCAAGAACCUGUCCACAAGAACACAAAUGAGAAUGGCGCAAACUUGGGAAGCAUUUAUACAGCAACAAGGGCCGUGGCAGAAAGUCCAAAGUUUGUGCAACAACCAGCAGUCUCACAAUCCACACUGGGGGGCUCCAUAUUACAUGUUGCUCUAGUGAAAGUUAGAGCUCCACAACUGCUAGAUGACGAAACAUUGAAUGGGAUUGGGAAAACUUUAUCAAAACUGUGUAGACUUGGACUGAUCAGUACUGUGGUGGUGGAUUGCGAGGAUGGAACCGAUACCCACCUGAAGGUAUCUGAAUGCGAAUGGAGGAAUCGGAUUAAAGAGCAAGCAGCUCGUGUUGUGACUGCCAUUGAUGCUAGUGGGACAGAAGCACGUCUAGUGGACAAUGUGAUAGGAAUUGCGGAAGAUGGAUCCGAUGUCAAGCAACAGCCAUAUCUGAAAGGCGGGGUACAUGUCACAUUUAGGGAGCUGUUGAUGACGCCAUUAAGACGAGGAGUACUCCCUGUACUACCUUCAAUAGGGCAUACGGACGCUACCCAAACUGCAGUAUCAAUCACCGCUAGUGAUGUAGUCCUGGCGUUGACCCGAGAAUUUGCUGGGUUUCGAUCUCCGCAAUCACCGGAUGAACAUCCUAAUGUUGUCAAAGAGCACUUACAAGCCUUACAAAAUGAGGUAUCGCUUGAUCGUCUAAUUUUGAUUGAUCCUCUUGGGGGCAUUCCAGCUUCGGACCGCAGAAAUGGCUACCACGUUUUUCUGAAUAUGGAACAAGAAUAUGAGCAAGCGAAGCAAGAUCUCAUUAAAACAGGCGGAUUGUAUAGCGAAACAUCCAGUCGGUCAACACGUGCAGAAGCAGACUCGAACUUUAAUCUUCGCGAUGAUAUCCCCCUUUCCAGCUUUACCGAACAAAAAUCUGGCGAGCUUGAAUAUUCACCCCGACACCAAAAUGAUUCACCUACACAACAAGAUCAAAGAAUGAAAUUUCAUUUGGAUAAUUUGGAACUAGUUCGAAGUGCUUUGGCCAUAUUACCUCCUAGUUCUUCUGCUUUGGUAACCACACCUGAUGAAGCCGCGAAUUCCGGAAAACAACACGAGUUUAAGGCCGCUGGAGUUGGUACACGACGACAACGAAAUCCAUUGAUUCACAACCUUCUUACCGACAAGCCAGCGUUUUCUUCGUCCCUUCCUGCUGGAAGGUUGGGACCACUGGAUAAGAACGAACCAAUAACCCCAUCAACUAAAUUGGCCCCAGCCACUUUUGCAAAACAUGGAAUGCCAGUGACCAUUUUUCCCGAUCCAAAGACCACCCCUUGGCAACCACCUAUCGCUGGCGUUCCACAGAUAAGCUUAACCGAUCCUCAGAUUGAUCUACCUCGCCUGGUACAUUUGAUCGAGGACUCCUUCAAUAAGAAAUUGGACGUUCAGGAUUAUUUAAGGCGUGUAAAUAAUCGUAUAGCUGGAGUCAUUAUUGCAGGCGAAUACGAAGGGGGGGCAUUAUUGACGUGGGAACUACCACCAGGUGUUCCAGACGAUGGAAGUGAAGAAAGUCGUAAGCGAAUGGUGCCAUAUCUUGACAAAUUUGCCGUCUUGAAGAGAAGCCAGGGAUCGGGCGGUGUUGCAGAUGUGGUUUUUAAAUCUAUGGUGAGAGAUUGUUUUCCUGGUGGUGUUUGUUGGAGAAGUCGCAAGGAUAAUCCAGUAAACAAAUGGUAUUUUGAACGCAGCAGAGCAACGUUAAAACUGAUGGAUACGAAUUGGACGAUGUUUUUUACGACGCCGGAAGAAAAUAUGGAUCAGCAAACAUUCCAAGACUAUGAAGCUGUUUGCAAGACCAUUGAACCUUCUUGGGCGGAUAAACAGGGAGUUCAGGAUUGAACUCUGUACUCAGUGUGGGAGGAAAUGGAAAAUGCGGAGCUUGAUACACUCAUGAGGUACCUAUGAACCAGACCAGGAUGCGUCUUGCAAUCGCCAAAACACCACGAAUACUUUGGAAGCGGACAUGAGUUUCGGCAAAGUGCUUGAUACACUACAUCAUCCCAGCCUAGAUGGUAAGAGUAAUUUUGUACACGGAGGUAAAGAUCGUUAUGUGAUCGGCACCACACUUAUCAAACAUAUCAUUCCAUUAUUCUUGGACGUUGAGUGCCCCGAGUGGUUUUGGACCACUAUUUGGGCUGGUGAAGCGAGCUGGUAAUUAGUUGAGGGGUGAGCCGGGCGUUGGUGGAUGCUGUCAGAGCGGGAGGUGAUAUACACACACAACUGGUUCAGGAUUACGCUAUCCGAAGGUCGUUGUGGAUCUAUGUAGCUGCAUUUGAAGAUACCCUCGAACAUCAAUAACUACCGGUACCAUAUAUUUGGCUCAUAAGAUCAAACCUCGCCGUCAUGAUUUUCACAGCAAGUGAGAGUUGCCUUUGAAUACCAAUGAAUAAUGUGAUAUAGCACGCGGUAAACAGACCUUCGGGUACAAUAUGAAUAGAACUGGUCAUACUCCGUACAUAGUGAAUGAUUAUUCCAAAUUUGCCUUGUA
This is a messenger RNA of Botrytis cinerea B05.10, 3198 nucleotides long. It is a transcript of the gene Bcarg2, whose product is annotated as Bcarg2. Gene Ontology annotation, molecular function: L-glutamate N-acetyltransferase activity, acting on acetyl-CoA as donor; arginine binding. Gene Ontology annotation, biological process: L-arginine biosynthetic process. The transcript is spliced from 4 exons. Bases 345 to 2549 code for a protein of 734 amino acids. NCBI's taxonomy places the organism in Eukaryota, Fungi, Ascomycota, Leotiomycetes, Helotiales, Sclerotiniaceae. The record is from RefSeq and is a predicted model, not a curated record. Gene Ontology annotation, cellular component: mitochondrial matrix.